UGUUUGAGUAUCAUUUCAGAUAGACAAAUAAAAUUAACUAGUACAGCAGUCAUUAUAGUAUCAAGUACCGUUUAAUUAAGAUCUACCUGUCAUUUUUGGAUGGUCGUUUGUGGAAUCGACAUCUACCUAGUACGUUAAUAUUGAAAACACAUGCAAAAUAAAUAUUUUACCAAUAAAACGGGAUUAUAUAAAUGCAAACGUGACACAGAAAAUAGUUAAAUAUAACAUGAAACGGAUUAUUAACAAAAAUGUGUGCUAAUAUGGAAUAAUCAUUUCUAAUUGGAAUUUGAUAACAAUGUGAAAAUCGGAGAUUAUAUUUUUAAAGCAUCCGUAAUUACUUCUUGCAAUAGAUAACAUUAUACGGAAAAAUAGGAUUAAUUCGCAUUGAGGAAUUACAAUCAUGAUCUAUUUUUCAUCGGAAUAAUUACCUGAAGAAAAUAGAUUUUAUUUGGCCCAGUCUUUUUGAAGUAUCCUUAAUGAGGUUAAGAUGAUUAAAUUGACCAGACACAUGUUCAAUUACAUUUGCGUAAGAUAAUUUGGACAAGGAAUAUUGAAAAAAAGAUAUUAAAUUAAUCAAAUUCUUGAGGAUCCGUAUCAUCUGCUCAUGAUGGAUUCACAUGAUGAUGUACUAACUGCGUUGCCUAGUUACGUUAGAUAUUCUCGACGAGAACUGGGAAAGCUUUCUAAGGAAGACAGGCGAGAAUCUGCUUUCAGUGGAAUACGUCAGAAACUUAGUUCAGCUGUCAUUUCGGUGCCAUAUGGAGGUGGUUUAGAUAAUUUAAGACUAAUUGGGAAUUUAGAUGACCAUGAAUUGCAAAACCGAUUCACUUCCUAUACUAAACCAAGAAGGAAGAAAUAUAAGAACAGUGUUGUGUCAGAUACAGAAAUGUUCAUGAGUGAGGGAGAAAUGUCUCCGACUAAAGGUUAUCACAGAUAUCACGACCAGUUUUCACCCUCCAAAUUCAUUUUACCUGGAAGGAAACCAGCACGAAUAGGAUCGGAAACCAGUACAACAAGUACGGCAACUACGAAAAGUCGUAGUACGAUAUAUUCAACUACAUCGGAACACGACGAAGGAUAUUGGGCGAAAAAACUGAAAGAAUUGGAUGAAGUUAAAGAACGUUAUUCCGAUAAUAGUGAAUUUCUAACACAUCUGUAUGCAUGUAAAUUGAAAAAAGACAAACAUUCGAAGAAAAAGAAAAACAAGAAAGUAAAACGAGACGACGAAAGCACACCGCAAUCGAUUGUAGGUGACAUAAGCAACCGCCUUGUGUUGCCUCCAAUAAAACAGAGACCUAUGUUUGAUAGGAAGAGUCGAGAGAGCACAUUAACAAAUCCGAGUGAUGAGAGCAACACCUCUACCAUUGUAGCGAAUGAUGAAAAUGAAGUUUCGAAACGACGGAAGGUGGAAUUUAAUUUUCAAAAGGCAAAAAGAACUGUUAAACUUCCUCCUUUGGAAUCCAAACAUGAUUUUACUAGAACCAGUCCUCGAGUGAAAAAUCCAAAACGUUCUAUCCUGAAGAAAAUAGACAAAAACACAGACACUGUUGUGAAUAGUUUUCCAGCAAAAACACACUCUACGUCGUCGGUUUAUAAUAAUCAUAUAGGAAAACUAAAGUCACCGAUACCUUCGUCUGCGUCUCGUAGACAACAAGUGACAUUCAAACGUAACCCAUUUAAUCUAAAAUAUAAAUGUAGUAAGGAAUUCGAGGCGGUGGCGAGUAACUAUGAGAAAGAAAACGAAAGGAAACCCUCGUUUAUGACGGAUUAACAUACAUAAACAUUUAGUUUCUUGUCCAUUUUCGAUAUUUCCACUAAUUAUGUGAAUUUUUUGUUCUCAUUGCUAACAAUUUCAAACAAGUCAUGUGAGUAGAUAUUUGUUAUACAAGCUUUUAAGAUUAUCAAAAUCUCUCGACAAUCAUUUCAGUGAAGCCAAAAUUAAUUACGAUCAGGCAGUUUCGUGUUUGAUAGUUUUUAUAUACUACGCAUUAACUGUUAAAAUGCUUUUGAUGUCGUGUAAACAAGACUUCGAUGUAUGUAAACAGUUAUUUAUGAGAGAAAGAAUGACACUGCUCCUAGCGUGGGUUUCGGAAGUCAUCAAACUUAAGAUGACAUAUUCGUAAAUCCUGUAGUUUGUGAUUGAAAUGAACAAUUAAGCUCAAAAUACUACAGGAAAUGCGUGAAAGACUUGAAAAGGCGCUUAAAAUAAAAUGCACAAAAUAAAAUGCACAAAAUAAAAUGAGUGUUGAUUUUA
This is a messenger RNA of Mytilus californianus (California mussel), 2254 nucleotides long. RefSeq lists its product as uncharacterized. Bases 605 to 1771 code for a protein of 388 amino acids. The transcript has a single exon. Lineage: Eukaryota; Metazoa; Mollusca; Bivalvia; Mytilida; Mytilidae. The record is from RefSeq and is a predicted model, not a curated record.